AUGAACGUUAUGAUGGACCACUAUAUACGGGGAAGCGAUAAAUACGCCCAUUCUCACAACUCCCCUCAGGAUCAACGCCGCAUGUCUGAGCCAGCUAUGUAUGGCACCACAGCUAGCUCUUACUCCGCCCAUCCAUCCUCUGAUCUAGUCGCUAGUCGAUAUCACCUCUUCAACAACAACGCCUUCUCGUAUGCCUCCCCCAGAUCUUACUCUUCCUCGUUGCACCGUACAUCCUCUCUCGGCUCUUCCUCCUCUUGUGACCCCGUAACCUCGUUCGACCAUCAAGUCGACCUAGAUCAACCCUUGUCUCCCUUCAAUCCGUCCUUCUCGGGAGGGGAACCACCUUCAAGCAUGGGCGUUCACAAUAUCCCCCUCCAUGAAGACUACGGUCCAUCCCCACCAGGCACAGGUACAUCCUCGUCAUCAAAUCCCCUUGCCACGCGCCAGCUCUCGCAGCAAGACGGUGGCUCACCCCCCAGUUCCAAGCAAUACUCCUUUGUUUCCCUACCUGGAAACGCCGUCAAAAAGCGUCCACGCAGGCGCUACGACGAGAUCGAGCGCCUCUACCAAUGCUCUUGGCCAAACUGCACAAAGGCCUACGGCACCCUUAACCACCUCAAUGCCCAUGUCACGAUGCAGAAGCAUGGCCCGAAGCGCAGCCCAAAUGAAUUCAAAGAGCUUCGCAAACAGUGGCGCAAAGCCAAAAAGGAGGAGGCAGAAGCAAGAGCGCUGGAUAGUAUGGCCAUGCGGCAGACUCCGCAGCACCCCUCUCAGCGCCAUAUCUCUCGCGAGUCACUAUCAGAUACGGAGUAUUCACCCUACCACCACCGCAUGCCUCACGGCCUUCACCCCGUCCCGUACGCCACCUCAGGUGAGCUCCAUGACGCUCAGACGUACCAUCGCGAGAUGUAUGUCCGCAGACAGCAGCAUCAGCGUUACAACAGCACCUACGUGUCUCCCACUACAGCAGCAGGUAGCAACGGCCAACCUUACCAUCCUGUCUCCUUACACAACUCCAGCAUACCCAUGAACCGUUUGCCCGCGAACAGCACAUUGCUCACGCCACCAGCGGGGUAUGAACCACAUUCCGUGGGCUCUGUGCACCACAUGGAAAAUUAUGGAACAUAUGAGUUAUACCCUCCUGAUGCUCGCCCGGAUUCUGGCCACGGCAGUGUAGGGAGCUACGACGAGAGGAGGCGUGCCAUGUCUAUCUCGUACGCAGAAGACGGACGACCUCGUUCAACGCACCUCAGCCUGGGCUCGGGUCAUGCACCAGACUACCAUUGA
Pisolithus orientalis is the source of this 1287-nucleotide messenger RNA. RefSeq lists its product as uncharacterized. The record is from RefSeq and is a predicted model, not a curated record. Gene Ontology annotation, biological process: regulation of DNA-templated transcription. Bases 1 to 1287 code for a protein of 428 amino acids. The transcript is spliced from 2 exons. NCBI's taxonomy places the organism in Eukaryota, Fungi, Basidiomycota, Agaricomycetes, Boletales, Pisolithaceae.